UAUAAAAUGCUUUGUAACACCCCUUGGUCGCUAGUAGAUUUCAUUUUAUUCCCUAUUAAUAUGACUGUUGUUGGCUGUAAUCAUUGGAUUCUUGGGGAGUUCAACGUGAAGCAGAGAUUUUUUAAAGUCUACAACUCAAUGAGGAAUAGAGUUAUGGAUAAGAAAGUGUUGAAAGUUGUUGAAGCAUAUUCUACUUUGUUGCCCUUGUUUCUUUCUUUAAAUAAUUUUUAUGAGUCAAGGGAAGAUAUUGAUCUAAAUGCACAAGCAUUCAAGGGCAUUGAUAUGUGUCACCCGUUGGACAUUGUGUUUGAUGAUGAGGUUCCACAACAGAGUAACAACGAUUGUGGGAUUUUUAUCAUAAAGUUUGCUGAAUUUCUUAUGCAUGGACUUAUUGAAAAUAUCCCCAAUCCUCUGAAUGUUAGUUUCCAGAGAAACAAAAUUGCAGUCGAGCUAUAUGUCCAUGCUAAAAGAAAGAAAGAUGAAGGCUAUCUAUCUGAUGGGGAGUUCAGAGGAAGAAUGAGCAAGAAGAUGUUGAAUGUUAAUGCAAUGGAAGUAUGAGAGCAUCAAAGUAGUUAACAUUUUGGCUUUUAUCUUGUAAAGAAGAUACAUACUUAUGGCAAGAUAACUUUUGUGUCUUUGUUUUGCAAACUUUCAAGCAAGUAUCAUGUUUGAAUAUUUUGAAUACUGUGGCAUAUCAUUGAAUUUUGAUAUUAGCCCUUUUUUAUGAGGAAUGUUGUACAGAGGUGUCUCAAGUUUGUAACUUGAGUUCACAACUUUAUUUUUAU
Molecule: messenger RNA, 785 nt
Organism: Humulus lupulus (European hop)
Lineage: Eukaryota; Viridiplantae; Streptophyta; Magnoliopsida; Rosales; Cannabaceae
Exons: 2
Coding region: 7-558 (183 amino acids)
Biological process (GO): protein desumoylation
Cellular component (GO): nucleus
Molecular function (GO): deSUMOylase activity
Source: RefSeq, a predicted model, not a curated record